UAUAAAUUAAUUAAUUUGAUCUUGUUCAUUAACAAAUCUCAAUUGUGAUUUUUAAAAACCAUAUAUAGGGGAAUGAAAAAAAUUUACUUUUCUUUGUUAGUUGGUAAUUAAUCACGUAUUUUCCUUAGGAGUUUAGACGACAUUGACUGGAUUAGAAACCAAGCAAACACUACUACACGUUGAUUUCUGUGGCGGCGUGUUCUUUUUUCUCACGUGGAAUGGAAUUUCCUUGUCACGUAUACUCGUUCGAACCCAUUCUAUUUUCCAACUUCAGACAACUUCUUACUUCUUGGCAUGAAACUUCUUGGCAUGUAGAGUAGUAAUAUACCUUUGCAAGUUUACAUAAAGAAGCUGCUAUUUGAGCCUAAUUUUUUUAUAUUUUGCGAGCGUAAGGAAUUAUACAUGCCCUCUAUCUUCUUCUACUUCCUCUUCUUCCUGUUUUCUAUACUAGAUAUUUCACAAUUGAUAUGGAGGAGUUGUGCUGCUCCGCAGUUUCUGCAGUUUUAUGCAUCCUCUUCUGUGUGAUUUUCAAUUUCUUAUUUGCAGUGGUUGGUGCAGAAAUGGGGGCCAUGAUUGGAGCUUUGAUUGCCAUAAAAACAAAGAGCAGCGUGUUCCAUGGGACCGCGGUUGGAGCGAUCAAGGGUGGCAUUUUCUCCAUUGAGCUUUUCAGAAUUAUACUUGAUCUAUGGAAUUCUAAUAUUAGUAGUUCAAGGUUUUUCCUCUCCUUGAUUGACAUAAUCGCAAAACUUUUGAGUGGAAGACCCGUUGCAGAACCAUCUACACCAACCUUGCCAAGCGCAGUGCAAAUGCAAAGACAGAAUGUGACUGAUCAGGUACAUGCUUCCAUUACAACUUCUGAGGAGGUCCCAAUGAGAACCACCAUGGGGUUAUCAAUAUAUUCAGAUGAGAAGAUCCCCAGGUUCCAAAUGACAUACAGACACAUCUUAGAUUCCUCAGGGAAUGGAAUAUCCUGCUCAAUUUGCCUUCAGCACUUUCAGCUAGAGGAAAUGGCUCGUAGCAUGCCGCCUUGUUACCACAUUUUUCAUUUGCAAUGCAUAGAUAAGUGGCUUGUGGGGCAUAGCUCUUGCCCACUGUGCAGAGGGGAAAUAUAACUUACACCAAUUGAUAAUUGCACAAUAUUCACAUUCAACUUUGGUUCAAGUCAGCAAGGACAAAAAUAUUGAUAUAAUAUAUGAGCACUUUACUGGAAGCUUGCACGUUUCUUCUGUAUUGAUUCUCACGUGUUUCAAAGAACUACGAGUCAACAAACACAAGUUAUUAUGUACAAUAGAGUCAGUCGCUUAUGGGUUCUCAAAUCAAAGAAAAAUCUCACACGUCACAGCAGAAACUAGACAGAGAUUGAGAUGAAGAUGGGGUAACAUGAGCCCUGUCGUGAAAAAAUCAAAGGGACACUAUGGUGGAGAAGUUCACCAGGGAAGAUGAAGCACUGUUCAUGCCAAUUCAAGUGACUGGAAUGAGGUUGAUGAAGAACGAAACAUGCACAACCAAAGACUUUCAGCAGGGAAUAAUUUUGAAUUGAGGCAUAUUAUGGACGCUCAUACGAAUGAAUUCAUAUCAAGAAUAGAUGAAGGGGUGCAAUUCAUGGUAUACACUGCACUCACUGCAGUUAGGGACAGUUCGCCCCAGAUGUGCAGAGCAUGAACAUAAUCAAGUCUUUGUUGAUGCUUAAGCUCGGCUCAACCAUUUUGCUGGGAUGUAUCAAGACCAACUUAAUGAGACAAGGUCCUAUAAGCAUCGAAGAGAUUAACAAAUCAAUUUCUUUGUAUUUCAUGGCAAUAUUAGAAUGAAAGAUUUUGACUGAGUUAGAAAAAUGUGUAUCAACCAGUUUUGUAAAAAUUUUAUAAGUAUCAUGAAUUUCAUAUU
Quercus robur (English oak) is the source of this 1884-nucleotide messenger RNA. RefSeq names its product NEP1-interacting protein 2-like. The record is from RefSeq and is a predicted model, not a curated record. The transcript is spliced from 5 exons. The coding region runs from base 468 to 1112 and encodes 214 amino acids. Lineage: Eukaryota; Viridiplantae; Streptophyta; Magnoliopsida; Fagales; Fagaceae.